CGGAGCAGACCGGAGACAUCUCUGCUGAAAUGGAAAGUGGAGGAGAAAGGGAAAGGGAGUGAGAAAGGUUGUGAAGCUGAGGAAGAGCUCGCGGAGGAGGAUGAUGGCCGGAGAGGUGGUAGUCGGGGAUGUCGGAGGAAAGGUGCUUCAAAAGUGUCCGCCAGGAAGCUUGCAGCUGGAUCUUGGCGGUUGCGGUUGCCGGAAACGGUGGAUCCCGAUGUUCCAGUGAGGAGGAGUGAUCAGUUAGAGCUCAAGUCUGGUUAGGAUUUCAUGGGUGUUCCAUUCCAUUAUCAUCUCAAGGACAAAAAUCAUGGUUCAGAGGAUCCAUUACAGAGCCCUAGUUCGGUCUCUGGAGCAAAGAACGGCCUCCUGCGUAAGAUUGAGCCUUCAAUUCAAUUUUUAAACUCCGCAAUGGAGGGAGCAACAAAGUGGGAUCCUGUCCGCUUAAAAACAACUGAUGAGGCAUGGAAAAUUUACAACGACAUGAAGCGUAUUGACCAACAAAUUGGUGCUGUAUCAAUUGUUUCUGCCUUUGAAACUGAGCUGGUGCAGGCUCGAGUUCACAUUGAGGAGCUCGAGACUGAGUGCUGGUCCUCGAAGAAGAAACUUGAGCACUUCUUGAGGAAAGUUAGUGAGGAAAGGGCUGCAUGGCGAGUAGAGAACAUGAGAAAAUACGUGCUUUUGUCGAUGACGUCAAAGCUAACUUGAACCAAGAAAAGAAAAACGCCAGAGGCUUGAAAUUGUUAAUUCAAAAUUGGUGAAUGAGUUGGCCGCUGACAAGUUAUCCUUGGAGGUGUCAUCCAUAGCAAGGCUUUGGAGGUCAUGUCCAAAUAAUGGGGAAACCUAUAAGAUAAUCUCGGUAGUAGGAGUGAAUGGAGGCUUUCAAAUGUAAUAAAGUCAAAUGGUGGUAUUGUAUCCCCAGAUCGAGGAUCGGGUAAAGGUGGUCUGAGUCCCUCAGCGGGACAGUGGAGCUCACCCGACUCUGGUCAUCCACACAUAACAAAAGGAUGAAAGGAUGCAUUGGCCUAACGGCGCGCAGAAAAAUAGUUUGAAAGCAAAACUUUUGGAGGCAAGAAUGGAAAGCCAAAAGGUCCAACUACGGCAUGUUCUUAAACAGAAGAUUUAGAAGUUGACAGUGAUUUUAACAAUGAAAUUCCCACCAGGAAUAAGU
Hibiscus syriacus is the source of this 1171-nucleotide messenger RNA. RefSeq lists its product as uncharacterized. The transcript is spliced from 3 exons. Lineage: Eukaryota; Viridiplantae; Streptophyta; Magnoliopsida; Malvales; Malvaceae. The record is from RefSeq and is a predicted model, not a curated record. Bases 271 to 708 code for a protein of 145 amino acids.